AUGCCGCUGGUGGUGCUGUGCGGGCGGCCGGGCAGCGGCAAGAGCCGGCGGGCCGCGGAGCUGCGGGAGGCGCUGGGCGGGCCGGAGCGGCAGGCGCACGUCGUGACCGAGACGGAGGGCGGCCGGGCGGCGCUGCGGGCCGAGGUGGAGCGGCGGCUGAGCCGGCGGGACGUGGUGAUCGUGGACGCGGGCAACGAGCUGCGGAGCAUCCGCUACGAGCUGUACUGCGCGGCGCGGCAGGCGGGCACGGCGCGCUGCCUCCUGCACUGCGCGGGCGGCCCGGGCGGCCCCGACGAGCCGCCCUUCGAAGCCCCCGACCCGAGCAACCGCUGGGACCGGCCGCUCUUCACCGUGCACGGGGAGGAGCCGCUGCCGCUGGCCGCCAUCCGCGCCGCCCUCUUCGAGAGCGCCCCGCCGCCGCCGCACCGCGCCACCCGCACCCAGCCCCUGCAGUCCAGUAGCUUCCUCCACCACCUCGACCGCGUCACCCAGGAGGUGCUGGCCGCCGUCAUGGCCGCCCAGAGGAGCGGGGCGCAGCCCGGGGAGGUGGUCCGCGUCCCCGGCGUCGCCGAAGGGCUGGUGCUGAACCGGCCCGUGAGUAUGGCCGAGCUGAGCCGUCUGCGGAGGCAGUUCAUCAGCUACACCAAGAUGCAGCCCAGUGACGAAAACUUGCCCCAGCUGGCCAGCAUGUUCCUGCAGUACCUGAGCCGCAGCAUCCAGUGAACCCUGUCACCUGUGUCACGCACAGCAGUGGCCGUGGUUCGGUCCCAAAGUAGCUGCAACAGUAAGAUCACGCCUUCCAGCCACAGACCCCGCGGAGCUUGGGUCCCACCUGUCGUAUAUCAUGUGGCAACAGCAGCUCUGGGAAGAUGGAUGCCAUGUCCCUGCAGCAGCUGAGCAAGCUAUAUUGCUAAGAGGAUCUGGAGGGAUGCUGUUCCCCCACCCCUGCUUUCUCCUCUCUUGCGUCUUUUCAAAAGGAGAGCUACCGUUGCAUCCGCAAGCAAAUGAAGUCUCCCAUGGAGACCUAAAUCCCAGUAAUCAAGUAAUGUCUGAACACAAAAGCCCAAACGGUGGCGACUGUAGGGAAAACUUUCCCCCUCCGCAUUGGCAUGUGUAUGUCUUGAAGAUUGUUUUUCCAAGGCUGUCUCCAGAUAAUGUCAAACUGCAGAAGAGACUUCAGGUCCAGAACUGGAACAGGCUGUAUUUUUUAGGAUGCGACUGUUUCAGAAUAUCCUGCUGAAGCCAAGAGGUAGAUUUGCAAACUCUGCGCAACAGAAGGGUGCUGACUUAGCAAACUGAAACCCCUCUGUUUCAAGUUUAACAAUAAAAUGUGUGCCUUAAAUGGAGUGAAGUCUUAAUUUACUGCAGGACUAUUUUAUUGAAAUAACUUGCUAUGUCUUUCCUCUGCAAGGUCAUCAUUAAAUGCCUUUAAAAACACUAAUUGUUUUAAGAAUGAGUGCUCUCGUAGGAAGAAUGAGCUAAAAUGACAGUGUCUGUUCUGGAUGAAACUCUCCUGUAAGUCUGUACAAGCUGUGAAGGAUAACUUAGUUUUGCACUUAGUUUCAACUGAUUUCAGGCUUUGCAAUA
This is a messenger RNA of Gavia stellata (red-throated loon), 1587 nucleotides long. It is a transcript of the gene KTI12, whose product is annotated as KTI12 chromatin associated homolog. NCBI's taxonomy places the organism in Eukaryota, Metazoa, Chordata, Aves, Gaviiformes, Gaviidae. The record is from RefSeq and is a predicted model, not a curated record. Bases 1 to 723 code for a protein of 240 amino acids. The transcript has a single exon.